Molecule: messenger RNA, 4678 nt
Organism: Ficedula albicollis (Collared flycatcher)
Lineage: Eukaryota; Metazoa; Chordata; Aves; Passeriformes; Muscicapidae
Gene: ZRANB1
Product: zinc finger RANBP2-type containing 1
Exons: 11
Coding region: 208-2334 (708 amino acids)
Biological process (GO): positive regulation of Wnt signaling pathway; protein deubiquitination involved in ubiquitin-dependent protein catabolic process; protein K29-linked deubiquitination
Cellular component (GO): cytoplasm; nucleus
Molecular function (GO): K63-linked polyubiquitin modification-dependent protein binding; cysteine-type deubiquitinase activity
Source: RefSeq, a predicted model, not a curated record
AGGAGAUGGCAGCAAUAAGGCUGACAAGUUGAAGUUUUAGCUGUGCCUUGAUAGAGCAAGAUGUGUGUAAAGGAAUAGUUAUCUGCUUAGUCUCAUCCUUGAUAUUUGGCAAUCUGAAGAAAAGGUCUGAGCCAGCAUGAAGACAGAAUCCCCUCUUCAUUAGAGAAAAACUUUCUGCCCGCCGCCGUUCAUUUCAAGGGGUGCACGAUGACAGAGCGUGGAAUUAAAUGGGCCUGUGAGUAUUGUACAUAUGAGAAUUGGCCCUCUGCAAUCAAGUGCACCAUGUGUCGUGCCCAGAGACCCAGUGGAACAAUUAUCACAGAAGAUCCUUUCAAAAGUGGCUCCAGUGACAUCGGGAGGGACUGGGAUCCUACAAGCACCGAAGGAGGGAGCAGUCCUUUGAUCUGCCCGGAUUCCAGUGCAAGACCCAGGGUUAAAUCAUCCUACAGUAUGGAAAGUGCAAAUAAAUGGUCGUGCCACAUGUGCACGUACUUGAACUGGCCCAGAGCUAUAAGGUGCACCCAGUGCUUGUCCCAGCGCAGGACCAGGAGUCCCACGGAGUCUCCUCAGUCCUCAGGCUCUGGCUCCAGACCUGUCCCUUUUUCCGUGGAUCCCUGUGAGGAGUACAAUGACAGAAAUAAACUAAACACAAGGGCUCAGCACUGGACUUGUUCUGUUUGUACAUAUGAAAACUGGGCCAAGGCCAGGAAAUGUGUUGUAUGUGACCACCCCAGACCCAACAACAUCGAAGCAAUAGAACUGGCAGACACAGAAGAGGCUUCUUCCAUCAUAAACGAGCAAGACAGGGCUCGGUGGAGGGGCAGCUGUAGUAGUGGAAAUAGCCAAAGAAGAUCUCCACCCACAACCAAACGUGAAUCUGAUGUGAAAAUGGACUUCCAAAGAAUUGAAUUGGCUGGAGCUGUUGGCAGCAAGGAGGAGCUUGAAGUUGACUUCAAAAAACUAAAGCAAAUAAAAAAUAGAAUGAAAAAGACUGACUGGCUGUUCCUAAAUGCUUGUGUGGGAGUCGUGGAAGGUGAUUUAGCUGCUGUGGAAGCCUACAAGUCGUCCGGAGGGGACAUUGCCCGGCAGCUGACGGCCGACGAGGUGCGGCUGCUGAACCGCCCGUCCGCCUUCGACGUGGGCUACACCCUGGUGCACCUGGCCAUCCGCUUCCAGAGGCAGGACAUGCUGGCCAUCCUCCUCACUGAGGUAUCCCAGCAUGCAGCCAAGUGCAUUCCUGCCAUGGUGUGUCCAGAGGUGACGGAACAAAUCCGCCGGGAAAUUGCUGCAUCUCUUCAUCAGCGGAAGGGAGACUUUGCUUGCUACUUUCUGACUGACCUUGUGACCUUUACGUUACCUGCAGAUAUUGAAGAUUUACCACCCACAGUCCAGGAAAAAUUAUUUGAUGAAGUACUUGACAGAGAUGUUCAGAAAGAGCUGGAGGAGGAGUCUCCCAUCAUUAACUGGUCCCUGGAGCUGGGGACUCGGCUGGACAGCAGGCUGUACGCGCUUUGGAACCGCACUGCCGGCGACUGCCUGCUCGACUCGGUGCUCCAGGCCACAUGGGGCAUCUACGACAAGGACUCCGUGCUGCGCAAGGCUCUGCACGACAGUUUACACGACUGCUCCCACUGGUUCUACACACGCUGGAAAGAGUGGGAAUCGUGGUAUUCCCAAAGCUUUGGUUUACAUUUCUCCUUGCGAGAGGAACAGUGGCAGGAGGAUUGGGCAUUCAUUCUCUCUCUUGCAAGCCAGCCUGGAGCGAGUUUGGAGCAGACACACAUUUUUGUACUUGCACAUAUUCUUAGAAGACCAAUUAUAGUUUAUGGAGUAAAAUACUACAAGAGUUUUCGGGGAGAAACAUUAGGAUAUACCCGCUUCCAAGGUGUGUAUUUGCCUUUGUUAUGGGAACAGAGUUUUUGUUGGAAGAGUCCCAUAGCUCUGGGCUACACGAGGGGCCAUUUCUCCGCCCUGGUUGCCAUGGAGAACGAUGGCUAUGGCAAUCGAGGCGCUGGUGCUAAUUUGAACACUGACGAUGAUGUUACUGUUACUUUUCUACCCUUGGUGGACAGCGAGAGGAAAUUAUUGCACAUUCACUUCCUUUCUGCUCAAGAGAUCGGCAACGAGGAGCAGCAGGAGAAGCUGCUGCGGGAGUGGCUGGGCUGCUGCGUGACCGAGGGCGGGGUGCUGGUGGCCAUGCAGAAGAGCUCCCGCCGGCGCAACCACCCGCUGGUGACGCAGAUGGUGGAGAAGUGGCUGGACCGCUACCGGCAGAUCCGGCCCUGCACGUCCCUGUCGGACGGCGAGGAGGACGAGGACGAUGACGACGAGUGAGGGCAAUAAAGAGAUUGAGCAGCGCAGGGUGUGAGCGAGUGAGCCUUGGGCUGGAGCAGGGGGUGUGCAGCCACCGUGGCUGGGGAUGCAGGCUGGGAAGGAUUCCCCACAGCACGGGGACAGGAUGGACGCUCGUCCCGCUGCCUGGAGGGAGCCGAGUGGGCUGGACUACAGUUUGUAUAAAAACACAGAAAAGAAACAAAAAACAGCUAAUUUUAUUAUCAAGAUGGAAAAAAACCCCACAAACCAACAAACCAAACCAAGCCCGUUUUUCUUUCUGACUGUAAAUCUGUCUAUAAAUGUACCGCAUGUGGUUGUGUAAGAGGUUGUGUAAUAGGAAACGUAUACCAGCAUCUUAAUUAUUGCAGAGAAAUUUUUCAACUGAGGGCACUUCUGAAAGCACAUGUGAGCUGGAUGGAUAUCUCCUCCCUCUCAGAUUCUUUUACAGUAGAACCUGGUCUUCUCCAUCACCUUUUAGAUACUCUGACAUUUCCCUGAAAGGCCCUUUCCUGUGAAAUCUCACUAGUGCCCUGGUCAGACUGUGAGAGGUUUUUUUUUUGGGGUUUUUUUUUUUGUUUGUUUGUUUGCACAGAUAUCCACAGCAAGUCGUAAGUAAAAAUAUGUUCAUUAUUUUACUAAUAUUUUAGUUACUGCUGUGCCCACAUAAUAAAGCCUAAACUCUACAGAACAAACUGGAAGAGAAGCUAAAUUUUCAUUGAGUGAAAUAAUUUGUUUCCUGAAAAAGCUUUUUGGGUUUUUUUUUUACCUUUAUUUUUUCUUCUAAUAGUUAAUAGAUUCCUUUCAGUAUACAUAAGGAUAUUUAUUCAGAGAAGUGACCUAAAAGAUAGGGAUUUUAUUCCUAUGAGCAUACACUAAACAAAAUUGUGUGAAAUCUGAGAACUUGAACACAAUUGAGAAUUGAAUCUUGUCAAAACUACGUCUUGCCGUGUUGCAAAUGAUAUAAUUUUAUCAUUUACUCUUUGAUCACUCAAACUUGGCUGCAAAUGAAAAAACACCUUUUUAAAGGUUACUCCUCGGUCACUAAAUCUAGUGAGAAUCCACUUGGCAGUUCUAAUUAAAAAGAAGAAUCUAUGCUCAAGUUGUUUAAAAGCACUGUUAUAUAUUUCUCAGUAUGUAAACCUGGGAGUUUCUUGCAUGUUGAUUGAUGUGGCCAUACUUAAACUUAUGUAAGUUCCUAAGACUGUAAGUUCAGAGUAUAUUCUCCAGUAGAAAUUUUAUUAUAUUUGAUAACUUUAGCCAUGUAACCUGUAAUGGAUAAAGUUUAUCUAAAAAUCUCACUGAAACACUAAAGGUUAAUGCCAGUUUUUACAUAUACAGUGCAAUUCAGGUUGUCUUGAAAAGCACUUUUGAUGGUGUGGUGAUUGAAUAAGAAAUUUUGCAGUAGAUGAAAUUGUUUUAAUUAGAAUUUGGAAAGAAGCCCCAUAGCACCUAUUUUUAUGUAGUUCAGAGCUAUGGAAACCCUGAGGAACUUGCUGCUUUUUCUUCCAAAUGCUGCUUAGAUGGUGUUGAAACGUGCACAACUCCUACAGAAACUUGGUGACGACACCAAAAGUAAAGAAAUAAUGAAGUACUGUAUUAAUUCUGCAAUUUUCCCGUCCUAGAUUCCACUGAGGUUUAUUAUGUCUUCACCUUUUUUGGCCAUUAGAGUUCCUGUGCUUGGUGCAUGCCCGGAUUUCCAGGUGAAGGGUGAAUGCUGCUCUGCCAUGUGUGAGUGACCCAAAUUCACCACCCAACCCCAGAUACUCCAGGGGUUCUUCAUGAGCACACGGGCUCCUGCUUCAAGUUCCCUUUCUAAAUUGGGACUUUUUUUUUUUUUUUUGUCCUUACCUUGCAGUGAAAUCCUUUUAUACCUUGUCUGGCUGAGGAUGCAAAGCCUUUCUGCCAGGGGAGCUGAAUGCAGGGUAAGCUGGGAUGAGGAUUUCUGUGCCCUGAGCUGCUCUGUGCUGGUUUAUGUGUCGUGCUGUGACCAUGGGGGUCCAAACCCAGCCAGCUUGAGGAGCUCUCCGUCAGUGGCCAGACCUGUAAGUUCAGAUCCCAGCCUGCCCCUGCCCAGCUGCCCUGGGACAGAAGGAAAAGCCCUGAUUCCUUGGGCUGCUCCAAGGAUGCUGUGGAGUUUGCACCUCCCACCCCAAUUCCUUUGGCAGUGCUGUUCCAUUCAGGGCAGCAGAGCUUCCUUGUCCCAAGGGGAGAAUUCCCAAUGUGAAAAUCUACCUUGAGCCAAACCGGCCCAGCCCUCCUGCCCUCCUCUCCUGCAUUGUGCCCCUGUCCCCAUGGCCAGUUCAGCUGUUCUCAAACGCAUGCACCCAUGAAUUUCUCACUCUGA